Molecule: messenger RNA, 1015 nt
Organism: Aquila chrysaetos chrysaetos
Lineage: Eukaryota; Metazoa; Chordata; Aves; Accipitriformes; Accipitridae
Gene: RPL36A
Product: ribosomal protein L36a
Exons: 6
Coding region: 1-966 (321 amino acids)
Biological process (GO): translation
Cellular component (GO): cytosolic large ribosomal subunit; ribosome
Molecular function (GO): structural constituent of ribosome
Source: RefSeq, a predicted model, not a curated record
AUGCCGGGACGGGGCUCCCCCGGGCCCUCCGCGCCCCAGCGCACUCACCGAGCCCUCCCGCCUCUCUGGCCGGCCGGGGUCCCACCGUGCCCACUGCUCCGCGCCCGCCUGAGCGGCCCGGGCCGGCGGGUCGGGGUGGCUGUGGUGGCGGGGAGGCAGGGAGGCACGGAAGGACGGGGCCGGCCAACCCCACCCUUUCGGUUCCCCUUUUUUUGGUUUCUGACUCAAAAGCAGCAGCUGUGUUUCCUCCUGGAGGCAGCCAGGCCACCUCUGUGGGGCCGCCGGGGCUCCGGCCGCAGCCAGGGCCUGCCCUGCACGGAGGGGACAGAGGGCCUGGACACAGGGCCAGGGGUGCGGGGCCGGGACGCGGGGACCGGAGCGCAGGGCCGGGGCUGGGGCCGGCGUCCAGGCCGUGAGCCCCCUGGCACUCCCCCGCCGCGUAGCCCCCCCACACCCCCACUCCUCCGCAGGCCCCCAAGCCCCGCGCCCCCCGCCCCGCUCUCCUCCCACCGAGAGGGGGCGCUGCAUGCCCACUUCCUGACGGGGCCGCUGGCCCUCCCUGCACCCUUCCGCUCUCUAUGGUCCCCCGCUCCCACCUGCUUCCGCUUCCGGGGUGCUCCUUCUCUUCGGGAGGCGGUCGCCAAUAUGGUGAACGUCCCGAAAACUCGUCGGACCUACUGCAAGAAAUGCGGCAAGCACCAGCCGCACAAAGUCACCCAGUACAAGAAGGGGAAGGACUCCCUCUACGCCCAGGGAAAAAGACGCUACGAUAGGAAGCAAAGUGGCUAUGGGGGCCAGACAAAGCCCAUCUUCCGUAAGAAGGCUAAGACCACGAAGAAGAUUGUGCUGAGGCUGGAGUGUGUGGAGCCCAACUGCAGGUCCAAGAGGAUGCUGGCGAUUAAGAGGUGCAAGCACUUUGAACUGGGAGGAGACAAGAAGAGAAAGGGCCAGGUGAUCCAGUUCUAAGCUCCAUCCUACUUGUUGUUAUGGACCAUAAUAAAGUAUUUGGAAGUGA